Messenger RNA from Darwinula stevensoni, 1161 nucleotides. Lineage: Eukaryota; Metazoa; Arthropoda; Ostracoda; Podocopida; Darwinulidae. The record is from the annotation of a GenBank genome assembly.
CUGCAGGUGGGGUCUUUCGACCCGCACAGCAACCUUCGACCCUCGCUCGGCCCCGGGCUCGGAGCCAUCCCCGGUGGCAAGCCGGCGUAUUCAUUCCACAUCGGGAGUGACGGGACGCUUCAGCCGGUGCCCUUCCCGCCGGACGCCCUCUUGGGGCCCGGGAUCCCGCGACACGCCCGGCAGAUCCACACGCUGCUCCACGGGGAAGUGGUCUGCGCCGUGACCCUGAGCCACCCGACGAAAUACGUCUACACGGGGGGGAAGGGCUGCGUGAAAGUGUGGGACAUCUCGCAGCCGCCGACGGCGUCAACGAAGAAUCUGACGCCGAUCUCGCAGCUGGACUGUCUGCAGAGGGAUAAUUACAUCCGGAGCGUGAAGCUGUUGCCGGACGGCCGGACGCUGAUCGUCGGGGGAGAGGCGAGCACCCUGAGCAUCUGGGACCUGGCGGCGCCGACGCCGAGGAUCAAGGCGGAACUGACGGCGGCCGCGCCGGCGUGUUACGCGCUGGCGAUCAGUCCGGACGCGAAGGUCUGCUUCAGCUGCUGCUCGGACGGGCACAUCGCGGUCUGGGACCUGGCGAACCAGACGCUGGUGAGGCAGUUUCAGGGCCAUACGGACGGGGCGUCCUGCAUCGACAUCAGCCCGGAUGGGAGCCGGCUCUGGACCGGAGGGCUGGACAACACGGUCCGGUCGUGGGACCUCCGCGAGGGCCGCCAGCUGGCGCAGCACGAUUUCAGCUCCCAGAUAUUCUCGCUGGGCUAUUGCCCGACCGGGGAUUGGCUGGCGGUGGGCAUGGAGAGCUCCAACGUGGAGGUUCUGCACACGUCCAAGGCGGACAACAAGUAUCAGCUCCACCUGCACGACUCCUGCGUCCUGUCGCUCAAGUUCGCGCAGUGCGGGAAGUGGUUCAUCUCGACCGGGAAGGAUAAUCUCGUGAACGCGUGGAGGACCCCUUACGGAGCGAGCAUUUUCCAGAGUAAGGAGAGUUCAUCGGUGUUGAGCUGCGACAUCUCCGCCGACGACAAGUACAUCGUGACCGGCUCCGGAGACAAGAAGGCCACCGUCUACGAAGUCAUCUAUUGAAGACACCCAUUUCGUGUUUUAUUCCUCCACCCCUUUCUCCUGUGUUUCUCGCCCCUGCCAUGUUUGUGCCAUGUUGAC